Molecule: messenger RNA, 1674 nt
Organism: Pistacia vera
Lineage: Eukaryota; Viridiplantae; Streptophyta; Magnoliopsida; Sapindales; Anacardiaceae
Product: eisosome protein SEG2
Exons: 4
Coding region: 155-1519 (454 amino acids)
Biological process (GO): male meiosis II
Source: RefSeq, a predicted model, not a curated record
UUGACCAUUUUGUCCCUACAGCCUUUCUUCUCUUCCGCUCCACUCUCUCACUCUAAACAAAUGGAAUCUCAUUAACCAGACAAACACAUUCCUCUGGUGUCUACAGAGAAACCAAGAAAAACUCAAGUAACUGCCGAAACCAACUUCAUCUUUAAUGGGUUGCUUUCUCGCUUGUUUUGGUUCAUCCAAAGAUGCCAAACACCGCAAACUCAGACACAGGGUUCACUCUCCCGACCGUCAAAGAGUUACAAGUUAUAAUCCUCCUGUGCAGUCUACGGUUUAUUCAGCAGAGCAAUACUCUGAAAAGCCUGUGACCCCUGUUUUAAGAGUGGGGAUUAAGGCUGAUGAGGAGCAGUUGAGCUCGGGUACUCGAAAAAAAGUUACUUUUGACUCUAAUGUCAAAACCUAUGAGCCUGUUUUGUCUGAGGAGGUCACUAGUGAUUUACCUGAGAUCAGUGAAGUUGGAAAGCAAGAGAAGGAGAAGGAGAAGGAGAAGGAGGAGAAUUUAGUGAAAUCAAACCAAUCUCAGUCUUCUUCUGAAGCUAGUUCCAUCACAUCAAGCUCGGGGUCUUAUCCUUCUAAUUAUAGAUACCAAAACUGCAGAGAAAGUGAUGAUGAAGAUGAUGAACUGGUAUUGGAUAGUGAUCUUGAUGAUGAUGAUGAAGACGAGGAGGAUGACGGGGUGGUGGAUUAUGAUAAUGUAUAUGAGGAUGAUGAUAAUGAUAAUGAUUAUGCUGAAUCAAGAAUAGCUGUGGGCAAAGCUGAUAGAGAGGAGGUUGUUGAAAGUUCUUUGGUGACAAGUGGUUUGGAUAAGGGAGGCUUGAAGCCAAUUCGGGAUAAUCGAAGUGUAAGAGAUAGAAGUGCUUAUGUCCAUUCUGUUUUAAACCCAGUUGAAAAUCUCACUCAAUGGAAAGCUGUGAAAGCGAAGGGGAAACCAAAAUUGAAGCAACAGAAAGAGAAUUUCACAGUGGAUCAAGAACCCCGGGCUUCGUUUAGUUUGGAGCCAAGUUUCAAGGAAUUAUCUUUCAGCUUCAAAACAAAAUCUGACAAUGAAUCCAAUAAGCCAAACCAAGUUGUUGCAGUGGAUGCUAGCCUCUCAAACUGGUUGUCUUCAUCAGAAACUACACCAAUAAACAAGAGUAGCUCAAUUUCUUUGAACGCUACACCUGAGAAAACCAUGUCACAAGGAUCAAACUCAUUGAGGAGCCAAGAAGAUAGACCUAUUUUAGGUGCUCUAACUCUGGAAGAAAUCAAACAGUUUUCAGCUUCUUCUUCACCAAGGAAGUCACCAAGUCGAAGCCCUGAUGAGAUGCCCAUAAUAGGAAGUGUUGGGAGCUAUUGGAGUCCCACAAGCAAUGCUAAGGGUUCAGGCUCAGUGUCUUCUUAUAAAGGGAUACCGAACACAACCAGCAAGUACACAGAGGAUAAGACAGUAAAUUGGUAUUCUACCCCAUUUGAGACGAGGCUGGAGAGAGCUUUGAAUAGAGGUUCUGCUGGUUGCUCAACUCAGAAGUCUUAAUGUAUUUUAGACAGAAAGAUUGAGAUGAUUUGGAGUUUUCUUUCUGUGUGUUCAUCACAUCUGUGAAUUUUAGUAUAGUAGUAGUGUGUGACAUUUGUUUGAUUGUUGUAAUUCUUUUGUUGGUUUGACUGAUAAGUAAUGAAAUUCAUUUGUUA